This is a messenger RNA of Linum trigynum, 2199 nucleotides long. The record is from the annotation of a GenBank genome assembly. Lineage: Eukaryota; Viridiplantae; Streptophyta; Magnoliopsida; Malpighiales; Linaceae.
AUGGCUUCCAAUAACUCGCACCCUUCUGCAUCUAUGGGUGGCGCCUCUGCUCCCUCUAAAGGCAAAGAGAAGGCUUCUUCAAGCAAAGUCAGAAAGAUGGUGGAUCGCGCAGUGUAUAGACGAGCUAAAUGGAGACUCGCCGAGAUCGCGAGCGACAUCGAGGAUGAUCAAUCAUAUACUCGUUUGGAGGCGCUUACCGAGGACGAUACGUCAAGUGUGGAUCUCGGCCCUGGCACGUCUAGUUCUCGGGUGGUUCGCGAGUCGGGCUAUACUAUCUUACCAUGGCGGGGAAUGUGGGGUGAUGAGGCGCCUCCUUCCUCGGCGCGCCUACUAGGCCCUGACAAGCGUCCCAGUAUUCAACUGCACCGAGUUUUGUCUUAUAUCCGUGGUCUAGGUUAUCCUACAGACUGGGGGUAUGCGCUUCCGAAUUGUGGUGCUCGCAUCGGGAGUUGCCCCGAGGGUUGGUUUGCGAUUUAUUCGGAGUAUUUGAAGUGUGGCUUAAAGUUCCCGUUGGAUCCCGUCUUAUCGGGUAUUUUGGAGAUGGUUGGGUGUCCCCUUAGCUUUCUGUCUCCUUCGCUUAUCUUCCACACCUGCGCCUUCACGCUUAUCUGCAAGCGCCUAGGCUACAUCCCUUCAUUCUCUAUCUUCCGUAGCAUAUACGCCUUGGAGCGGGGUAAGCAUGGUUGGUCGCCCGUGAAGCGUGAUAGUAAAUACCAGGGACGGGUUUGCAAGGGAUCGCCUAAGCUCCCUAGCAAAUGGUAUUGCUCUUACUUCUUUAUUAGACCGACUCCUGGUACUUGGCAUGCACCGACUUCGGCGCCUCUCUCGACUCUAUGGGGUGAGGGUUCGAAAGAGACGUGGGCCAAGGACUUUUCCCUUGGGAAGCCUGAGCGAGAACAGAAGCACCACAUUCUUCGUGCGCCUCCCGUGGAUUUUGGGAGAAAGGGGGAGAGAGCGCGCGCCUUGGGAGAACUUUACGACCAUGAUUUCGACUACUCGAGCCUAGCGAAGAUGGCGAAGAAGACUCCUGGCGCCUCCGGAGUUAGGGCACAGAAGGCGCCUAGCAUCCCUGCCGAGCGAACUCCCCGUUCAUCUGGCAAGGCGUCUGACGACAUCGAGGAGGCGUCUCCUCGAUUGUUUCCUUCCUUGGGGUCACGUGACCCUCUCCCGGAGAAGACAUUAGGCAAGCGCCAUGCCUCGGCCGACUCUCCUGUUGCGGUUCCAAAGAAGAAGAACAAGCCAAGUCUUGGGAGUAUUGAUGAGAUUUUGGCACCUCCUCGCUCGCGACGUGCCGUAAAGCCGAAGGAGCCUGUUCUAAUCUCUCCUUCUGCUGCCCUCAAUGCUCCAAGCGCCUUUACUUCGGCCGUGGAGUUGAAGUUCCUGCAGCUUCCCCUCGACGAGGGUACCUCUCCUGCAGGUUCUGCGUGCCAGCACAUGUUCCAGGCGAUGCUUGAUGUGGUUACUCUUUCUGACAAGAGUGCGGAGAAUCGAGAUCGCGCCCAUAAGAACUUUCUGUUGGCUUCUCAGCUGAAAACUGACAAGAUCACUCUCCAAGGCGUUAACUCUCGUCUGGAGGAUGAGUUGGCGUCGGUGAAGCGGCAGCUUUCGGACGCCUUGGCUGCUGAGAGUGUUUCUACUCGUGAAGAGAAGGAGAAGGAGAUAACAUUCCAGGCGAAGCGGAUUGAGGCCUUGGAGAAGGAGCUACUGGCGAUGUCUGCCGCUAGGGGUCACCAGAAGGAAGAAUUUAAGAAGAGGCUGAUCAAGGAGCGUGAAGAUGCCGUGGACGCCCACCUGUCUUCAGCAGAGUUUCGUGAGUGGCAGCAGAGCCUUCUGCUCGGAGUGAAGAAGAGGGCUUUCAUCGGCAUUCGUAAGAAGGUCCGCUCCGAUAAUCCUGGCAUGAAGUGGGAUACUCCGGAGGUCCGGCAGGCUAUGGAUGAUUACUUCCUCUCCCUUGGUACGGAUAACGAGCCUUCCGACUCGGACCCGUACCCCUUGGAUGAGGGCGACUCUUCUGCCGAUGUGGAGGUUGACGUCGAGAGGGUUGGGGAAGAGGAAGUGGGUGACAACGUCGAUGCCAAUGCUGGUGCCGGGGAAGGUGGUGGUGAUAUGGUUGCUGUCGAUGGUGAGGGUGGCGCCUCGGAUGGUGGCACCGAUGGUGACUCUAGCUCAUCCGACAAUCACUCGAGCAAGUCGGACUAG